Tachysurus fulvidraco (yellow catfish) is the source of this 3887-nucleotide messenger RNA. It is a transcript of the gene snx16, whose product is annotated as sorting nexin 16. Gene Ontology annotation, cellular component: extrinsic component of endosome membrane; late endosome; early endosome. Lineage: Eukaryota; Metazoa; Chordata; Actinopteri; Siluriformes; Bagridae. The record is from RefSeq and is a predicted model, not a curated record. Gene Ontology annotation, molecular function: phosphatidylinositol binding. Bases 297 to 1319 code for a protein of 340 amino acids. The transcript has 8 exons. Gene Ontology annotation, biological process: protein targeting to lysosome; early endosome to late endosome transport; endosome to lysosome transport.
UCUCUCUCUCUCUCUCUCUCACCCCCCCACCCCCCCCACUACUCACACUCUCACUGAUUUCAGCAGGAUGUGUGCAGCUUUUAAGGAAACGCUUACUAACUGGACAGGAGUUAUGUCUGAGACACGAUAUGUGAUAUAUCAGUAGUCAGAUGACAGUGCAGUUUGGACAUAAGGCUACUCCUCAUCCACAUGUGGGUAAAGGCAAUCCAAAUACACCUUGUUUUGAAAUAGCAGGUGAGAGCAGAGGUACAGUCGGGUAUCACACCGAUUAAAAUCAGUGGAGGAUAUCCAGACAGAUGGCCACGCCCUUUGUACCAGUGCCUUUGCCCAUCGAUCGAGCUCUUCCGGGCGCCUCUGCUGCCAGACGACCCAAGCGGGCAUCAAGCCUGGGCAGCGCGUCCAGCAGUUCGGAAUCGUCUUCCACUAAAGGUGCAGCGGAAGAAGGUAGAUUUCAGGGAAGUGGAAAUGGGAGCUGCUUCAUUGCUUCAUGUCAGAGUCCUGUAACGAGGGCCAGGAUGAACGGAGUCGAGGCCACUGUGGAGUAUUCCAGCUGCGCAAGACCGGAUACGCCACCAGACACAAUUGGAUGGGAGGACAGACCCAUAACUCCAACAGUGCUCGGGUACGAAGUCAUGGAGGAGAGAGCGAAGUUCACGGUGUAUAAGAUUCUGGUGAAGAAAACCCAGGAUGAGAGCUGGGUGGUGUUCCGGCGUUACACUGACUUUUCCAGACUCAAUGACAAGUUAAAGGAAACGUUUCCUGGGUUCCGUCUCUCUCUGCCACCUAAACGCUGGUUUAAAGAUAACUAUGAUACUGACUUCCUGGAGGACAGACAGUUAGGUCUGCAGGCCUUUCUACAAAAUCUGGUGGCUCAUAAAGACAUUGCUAACUGCAUCGCAGUGCGAGAGUUUCUCUGCCUGGACGAGCCUCCAGGACCAUUCGACAGUCUCGAGGAGAGUCGCGCGUUCUGUGAGACUCUGGAGGAAGGUAACUACCGGCUGCAGAAGGAGCUGCUGGAGAAGCAGAAAGAAAUCAAUUCCUUAAAGAAGAUGUUGGAGGAGAAGGAGCUGUACAUACACCUGCUCAAGAAGCAGAUCAACGGUGAGUCUCUGACUCCGGAGAGCCUGUACGGUCUGUCUGCUCAGGGCAGUGAGAGCAGCGUGGACGCUGAGAGCUCCACGGCUGAAGCGGACCAGGACAUGCCAGAGGAGAGCGGCAGCUGCGAGCAUCAGGCAUCACGGAGCUCUUCGGCAUGUUGGUGUGGUCCGACCAUUAGCAGCUCACCUCCAGUCAUCCAGGUCACUCAGGUGGAGCAGUGAAUCAGAGCCAAGACCUCCAACACCUCUCUCUCUCUCUCUCUCUCUCUCUCUGUCCCCCCUCCCUUCUCUUUGCCCCAACUUCUUGCACCGUAUGCUAGUGUUCACAGCCUCUCGUAACUUCAGUCAGUCACCUCAAAGGCACAAAGAGAUGAGUAUCUUCUGUGCCUGCAUUUAAAGAGAGAGAGGAAGGAGACUUGGGGGCUGAAAUCUGGACCACUCCACGUAGAGACAGCAGAAUGUCCAGAGAAUGAAGUUUAGAUCAUCUAAAUCUGCUCAGUGAUGUCCUGUAGGAUGGAGUAAGGCUUUUUUGGAUUUUAACCACUGACCUCCAGGCAAACGACCAGAAGAAGAUGAACUUUAUUUAACUUCUUAUAAGAGGUGCCAAUAUGUACAGUUUAUCCAUAACGUCCAUCAUGUUUAACCCAUCAUUAAUUCAUUACAGGAGAUUUUUUUUUUCUAAUGACACAGCAGUCAAAACAAACCUUUUCACAUGAGCAGCCAAAACACUUGAGCGGGAAAGACACCAGACGUGGAAGUUUUUCUCUUCAUUCCACUUUAUUUUGCCGGGACUUUGACCUACGAAUUCAUGAGCCUCAGCUUUGGGAGUCAGUAGAAAAGAAGAAGGUGGAACUGGAAUUUUUUUGUUUGUUUGUUUGUUUGUUAGAAAAAUAGAGUUGCUUAUUAUUAAAUAACACUGAAAGCAGAUAUUUGCUUUUCUCUUUUCAUCUCGGUGGGAAAACUGACCGGCAAAUAAUGGUGUUUUUUUUGUUUGUUUGUUUGUUUGUUUUGGUUAGUUUUUGUUUUUCUCUGGUAGGAUUUUCUCAUUCGUAAUGUUGGCACCUUUGUCUCAUGACAGUUAACUGUGACAAUCCAGAGACAGAAACUGCCUUUUCUCCAAAAACACAGUGGAGUGAAGCCCCCUUGUGGAUAAUGCAGCUACUGCAGUCAUUUACUCAGGAAGGACGAUGUUGAAAGACUGAAGUUUCCCCUGUGCUGCUGCUGGCGUCUCAUCAGGGCUACGAACUGAUGUCUGCCAGGUCAUUUCUAACUGGCAGACACUCUGGAUUUAAGGCAUCCUUGCCUAGGUUUUGCCUUUCGUGUCAUGUCACGCCGCACUGCCAUUGCCUCAUUCACAAUUGAAAUGCAAUUAAUCAGCAUAUAGAAGUAAAGAAGUCUGCACAUUGUUAAGCUGUGUAUCUGCAGUGUUAUUAUUAUUUUUUUUUUUUUUCAUUUUAUUUUUGUUUUGUAAUUUCAGACAUUCAUUUCAAAUAUGUCGCUUCUUUUGCCUCGGUCCUCGUUCUGAGAUUCUGAUCACUAAGUUUAAAUGUAAAGAUUCUGGAAGACGUUGCGUUCGAGCGCAGGAUCAGAUUCCUGUCAAAGCAGCAAAUCCUUACAAAAACAGCUCCAGAUAAUCAGCUGAAUAACCAGAUUAACCAGAUCAGAUGUCGGAAUAGCUCUUAAAGGUAGACUUCCUGUUCUAAACUGUUUCACACUACACAAGUACUUUGCAUUUUGUUAAGCCGCUCGACUGUUUUUCUUUUGUUUGUUUGUUUUUUUAAAGCCUGAAAUCGACUGUUUUUGCAUCUGUUUAUUUUAAUGCGGUUGUCGCUCAAAAGUCCGUGUCGUCACGAUCACCGAAUUUUGACCUCAAAAGUCAUGAAAAAAAGAACAUUUUAUAGCCUAAAAAAGCACUAAACACUACAGCGUCUGGGUCAGCCUUUGUGUUAAAAGUGUGUCCAUGUGUUAAUGUGUGUAGUCUCUCUUGUUUGCUGCUUGUAAAUGGUCACCUCGGGUCACAUGUUGCACUUUAAUAUCUGCUGGGAUUGGGGGAAUCGGUGUGUGUAGGCUAGCAGGCAAAGCUUGUGUUUGUUCGAGUGCAACGUAUAGCUUCAAAUGAAGCCCAGUGCCUUUAUCUGCAUCUUAUAUAUUUAUGUGUGUUUGUGUACAAAAUGUACAUAUGCUUCCGAAAUCAAAUUUAGACGUAUGACAUAGUGCCUUGCAUUUCUUCUCGUUAUGUAAGCAUUUGUUGCUGUUUUUCACUCCUUUAGGGUUGAUGCAAAAUGACAAAUGGCUGUUUAUGACUUUUUAGACUUCAUCCAAAAUAAUUCACAUCCGUGGUCAAAGCAUUAACGUGGCUACUGACAAAUAGUCACGGCGUCACCCGUAAAGUGUGAUUCCUAGGCUCAUACUCUUAUCAUAUUUCACUAAACUACACAAUUAAUGUUCCGAAUGAACGUUUGUAUGACGCCUGUGAUCAUCAGAUCCACAUUUAGGUCGAUCGUUUACACAUUAGACAACCGCUCAUAAAAAACGCUCAUAAAUCUCGAUCUUAUGCAACUGUUCAGUAGAUGAAAUUAAAAAGUUCUGUUGGUUUAUCUUUACGCUUGUCUUGUUCUUCAGCCGCAAUACAAUUUCCUUUUGAUUUGAAAUGUCACACUUGUAGAAAAAAAAAAGUGUUUUUUUAGCAUCUUUUUUUUUUGCCAGAUCUUAUAGAAGUAUAUUUGGUUCACAUGGUAACAAAGUCUGUUUUCUGUUGAGGGAUAAUAAAAGUUUUCAGAUGUAUUUUCA